CUCGUGGCCACAAGACAAAACAACUUGCAUUAUUGUGUCUAGUCUGUGGUCGCUGGAAGUAUGGCUGCAGCAGCAUGCUCGCGGGACAAGGACUCGAUUGCCUGGUUGUCAAAGAAAGAAGAUGAGGGCACACAAGAAGAAAAAGUGGAUGGACAAAGAAUAACAUCUGUAUCUGGUUGCUGCAAUAAACUGACAAGGAGGCUUUUACCUCCUCAUAUCAGAACAGAAUCAAAGGCCUUGUUAAAACUGGCAUGGGGAAUAUCUCUGAAUUCAUUUCUUACAUUUUUCAUACCUGUCUCUUCAGUGCUUAUUGUUGGGCACAAGGGAAAUGUUUACCUUGCUGCACUAGGACUUGGCUUGUCAGUAUGUAAUGUGACAGGAAAUGUCUUUGUGGCUGGACUGACAUCAGUGACAGAAACAUUGUGCUCCCAAGCAUAUGGUGCUGGACAAUACAAGCGAUUUGGAGUUGUGAUACAAAGAUCCCUGAUCCUUACAUUCUUAGCAGUUCUUCCAUCAUGUGCCCUGUGGAUAAAUUUAGACAAGAUACUUGUGCUCCUAGGACAAGACAAAGAAGUUGCUUUACUUGCUAGUUACUAUGGGAUUUGCUUCAUUCCUGGUUUACUGUGUCUCAUACUGUUCAAUACACUGACAAGGUUUUUGGCUUGCCAGAACAUUGUUUACCCAACUGUGAUUGGCUCACUUCUUGCUUUUGUUAUCAAUGGAGUCUUUUGUUACGUCUUUGUCUAUGAAUUUGAUUUUGGAAUAUGGGGUGCCGCGCUUGCUUUGGAUUUGUCAUAUUUUUCUUUUUGUGUCUUCAAUCUCGUCUUUAUUUACGUGAAAAAAAUUCACGAAAAAACCUGGUAUGGUUGGUCAAGAGAGUGCUUAUCUCAAUGGACGGAUUUUUUUUCUCUUGCUAUUCCAGCAACCAGCAUGACGUUAAUGGAAUGGAUUGUUUACGAACUGGCCAUCAUUUUAAUGGGUAUUAUUGGAAACGUGGAGCAAGCAGCUAUGGUUGUGUCAUUAUACAUCGCCGGAUCUAUAUAUUUUGUAUCUUUUGGUAUCGCAAUUGGCAUCGCUGUCAGAGUUGGUAGCUUUCUAGGAGCAGGGCUUCCUCAAUAUGCGAAGCAUUCUGUGAAAGCUGGUUUUUUAGUGUCAGCGGCAUUUACAGUGUCAAUUGUUUUGAUAGUCGCUGCAACCAAAGAUGUUAUUGGCUAUUUAUUUACAAGUGAUCGAGCUGUGAUAGAGAUGGUAUCAGACGUUAUCGUUUUAGCAGCAUCACAUCAAAUUUUUGAUGGAUUGCAGACGAUAUGUAUCGGAGCAAUUCGUGGUAUUGGAUAUCAAAAGUACGGCGCAUUGAUAAAUUUUGUAGGCUACAUGUGUGUUGGAAUACCCUUGUAUAUUCUGUUGAUGUUCAAGGCAAACAUUGGAGUGCUUGGAUUUUGGUUAGGAGCAGUGGCCGGAGUGUGGUCCCAAUUGUUUGGAGAAAUCGUUUUACUGUAUAGAGCUGACUGGACCGAGCUUUCGAAAUUGGCAAGAGAAAGAGCUGGUGUUGUUACAGAUGCGCACCCUUUUGAAAGUAAUGGGCCUACUGUGGAGAACUACUGUGCAAUUGAAAAGAACGUUGAAGAAAACAAAUACAAAAGCAGAAGCAAAGUCAAUGACGUAACUGAAACUGCCUUCAUUAAGGAGGAGAAUUCUAGUCUUUUCACGCCAGACUUUCCAAGUACUGCCAAAGGUGAUCACGGAAUUUCUUCGCCGAAUGUAAACGCGGCUGAGGUAUUUUUUACGUAUCCACCAACAGCAACUCAUUCAAAAUUAGAGAUUUUUCUCAAGGUUUUAGUUGUUUCUCUCUUAUUCAUUUUAGUAAUUGUUUCGUUGGUCUUCAAAGUGACUCAUCCUUAAAUAUUUUUAUAUCUUUUUUAUAAUUAUUUUUAUCGCUGUAUAGGAGAAUAUUCGUUAAGAUUGUUAUAAAAGAUUAAUAAUUGAUAUCGUCUAUAAAAUAUGAUAUAACUAAGCACUAAUUAAUAUAAACUUACUCAAUAGUUUAUUAGAUUAUUAGAAAUACUUUAUAGAAUAUUAGAGAUUUUAUAUGAUAUUAAACUGUGAAGAUUA
Rhopilema esculentum is the source of this 2112-nucleotide messenger RNA. RefSeq names its product multidrug and toxin extrusion protein 1. Lineage: Eukaryota; Metazoa; Cnidaria; Scyphozoa; Rhizostomeae; Rhizostomatidae. Gene Ontology annotation, molecular function: antiporter activity; xenobiotic transmembrane transporter activity. Gene Ontology annotation, cellular component: membrane. Gene Ontology annotation, biological process: xenobiotic detoxification by transmembrane export across the plasma membrane. The record is from RefSeq and is a predicted model, not a curated record.